AUGCCAGUCAAAUUGCAGCCUGAAGUUCUCUUGGUGGCUGCCCUCGCGGUGGCCGUUCUCUUGUCCUACAAGCAGACCACAGCGUUUCUCAAGAAAAGACUACACCACGUCAAGACGCACCCCGACGUCAAGAGUGACCCAGAAGCCGCAGGCAGCAGACGCGGGUCCAGAUACAGUGCGGGAGAAGGCGAAGUGCCAGCACCCAAGCCGUUGAUGAUCACCCCCGAACAAGUGCACAACUAUGACGACCGGCCCUGGAGGCCCUUCCGGUGGCCUUACCACCAGACGAUGUCGAUUUUCAAGCUUGAUAUCAACCACUGGCUCGACAUGGACAAGUACUACAUCCACUACAUCGAGGAGAAAAAGCGGAUCUGGAUGAAGUACGGCAAGCAGAACAUCGACUGGUUGCCGGAGAGCGAGGACGCGUGCUUGGAGUUGAUGGAGAUGGUCAUGGACCACAUGGUUGCGCGGUAUCCCUUGUUGUUCACGGUGUUGAAGCACGGCACCUACGACAGCAAGCCUGGCAGCGGACGCAUCAUCAAGAACGAAAUCACCCACGAGAUCUUGGACAUGACCUACCCCCUCAAGGAGCACCCGUUACUCUACGUUUCCAAGGUGGCGAAGGAGGACUUCUAUGUGGCUCAGAAGAACCCUGAAGACGGCAAGCACUAUCUUGUGGCCGCUGCGGUUCCGUUUCCAGGAGGCCUGUUUGGCAUCGAUGAGAAGCUCGGCAAGAACUUGGAUGUGAUCCAUGCAGAUGUGCCCUAUUACAAGGAAAAAUUGCAAAAAUCGAUGGAAAGGUGGUUCGACCGCAUGAAGGCCAGCGACCCCGUGGAAAGAGCCAGUUGGUACGUCACCUGGGACCACAAGUUGAAGACCAACAAUGUGUACCAGUUGCCACAGCACAACCCCAACAGCGAGGCCGACUUGAAGUCGACCGACCCCCGCGAGUUCAAUGUGCGGGUGGAGCGCCAGACGUUGCGCAGGCUUCCCAAGUCCAAGGCGAUCAUCUUCACCAACCACCCCAUCUUCUAUUCGAUCGAGGAGAUGAAGGACGAGCCCAUGGUGCCCUCGUUGCUCCGCAAGAUCCUCUACGAGGGUCCCGAGGAUAUCGUCAAGUACAAGAACUUCGCAAAGUUCCGCGAUCAUAUCGUGGAGUACCUUGACGGACUCGUGCAGCGGCAGAUCGACCACGGGCUCAUUUCCGCGGACCAGCCGUUGAAGACGUUGCCCACCUAUCCGUUUGCCCACUGGGCCACCACCGACUUCGACCACGUCAACGGCUGGACCAACCCCAGUCCCGCCUACACCAAGUCCGACAACUACACGGCGCGGGCCAAGCAAGAGAUAGGAGAGCAUGACUAG
Suhomyces tanzawaensis NRRL Y-17324 is the source of this 1365-nucleotide messenger RNA. RefSeq lists its product as uncharacterized. The record is from RefSeq and is a predicted model, not a curated record. The coding region runs from base 1 to 1365 and encodes 454 amino acids. Lineage: Eukaryota; Fungi; Ascomycota; Pichiomycetes; Serinales; Debaryomycetaceae. The transcript has a single exon.